Messenger RNA from Apus apus (common swift), 975 nucleotides. RefSeq lists its product as uncharacterized. Lineage: Eukaryota; Metazoa; Chordata; Aves; Apodiformes; Apodidae. The record is from RefSeq and is a predicted model, not a curated record. Bases 1 to 975 code for a protein of 324 amino acids. The transcript is spliced from 2 exons.
AUGCACUACUACGGGGAGCAGUAUAAGCACCUGUACCUGCCGGGCUCCGGCUGCAUCACUGAGAGCAUCCAGCACUGCACCACCCAGCCCGACACCUGCAGCACCACCUGCCAUCCCCUGAGCAUCAUCAAGGGCCCGGUGCCAAGAUGGCAGAGCUACACACAACCUCUCACCUACGUGUGCCCACAGCCCAGCGUGAGCCAGACAUCCCUGCUGGCCUGUCAGCCCUGUGUGAGCCAGUCCUCGCUGCUGGCCUGCCAGCCCUACGUGCAGCGCUGCGUCCUGCUCUACCCCGAGCCUUGUGAGACCACCUGCCUCCUGCCCUGCAGGAAGCCCAGCAUGAAGCUGAGCACCAUGUCCAGCUUCCAGCCCUGUGAGGCCAACUGCCCUGAGAAAAAGCGCCUGGCCAAGAGCCUCCCGCCGUGCGCGCCGCGGUGCCCGGAGCCCACCAAGCUCAAGUACCCACCUUGUGGGAUCAGGUACUCAUCCUCGUGCAAAGAGGAGUGCAGGGCGCAGAGGAUGGCCAAGUGCUCCUCACAGCGCUACGGCUCGGAGCUGUGGUCUGUGCAGGGGACGACCGGGGGUUAUUCCUUGCCCCUGCAGGGGGUCACCGAGUGUCCCCCGCAGCAGUGCGUCACGCAGUCCUUCCUGCAGGAGUACGUCAGUGGGUUCCCCCAGCAGAAGUGCAUGAGGGGCUACCCCACGCAGGAGUGUGUCACCUCCUACUCCUCCCAGCAGUGUACCAAGUGUCUCCCAGAGAAGGGGAUCAAGGAGUGUUCGACCAAGCAACACACAGCCAAGUACUCGCUGACCCAGGAGGGAACCAAGCACAAGAGCUCCACCACGCAGCACCUAACCAAGUCCAAGUGCCUCUACUCACGGGCCACCCACCACUCGUCACAUCACCACACAGGGGGGGCGAAGCGUUCCAGCCACUCCAAGAAGAGUCGCUGUGUUGCAAAAUGGCUGUGGUAA